Messenger RNA from Ustilaginoidea virens, 1650 nucleotides. RefSeq lists its product as uncharacterized. The record is from RefSeq and is a predicted model, not a curated record. The transcript is spliced from 2 exons. Lineage: Eukaryota; Fungi; Ascomycota; Sordariomycetes; Hypocreales; Clavicipitaceae. The coding region runs from base 1 to 1650 and encodes 549 amino acids.
AUGGGAGUCCCUCGUCUUUACAACACUCUCCGACCAUUGGCCAGUUCUGCCGUCCUCGAGAAUGAGACGGUGGUUAUUGACGGACCGGCACUGGCCUACCAUAUACUCUCCAUCUGUAGAGCCAAUGGUGUCGCACAUCCCUCAUACAGACUCCUCGGCCAAAUUGCCGUGUCCUGGCUGGAACGACUCUCACUCUCCAACAUCCACGUGAGAAGCAUAUUUUUUGAUGGCUACCUCCCACCGUCCAAGUUGGAAAUCCGAGUCGAUAGAAUGAUGACGAAUACAAGCCGUCUUUGCAGGUUGUACGAGUUGUUUCCUCAGAGGUGUCCGACGUUCUUGCUGCAAAUGCACCAAGCUCAGGCAGAUAUCGACUUGUUCAAGGCCCACGCAAGGAACGCAUACCCCACAAUCGAUCCUAGUUUUCUGGUACCCGCGGUGCUUGAUGCCCUGAGAGAAUCUGAUCGCUACCGUGCCGUAACACAUCUUGUCCCCGGCGAGGCUGACCACUUUUGCGCCUCGGAUGUUUCUCAUCACGGGGGGAUCAUCCUGACGUCAGACUCCGACCUGCUGGUACACGACCUUGGGCAUGGCCGAGUAAUGUUCUUCAGAGACUUACAGCAAGAUGCCCAGUCCAAGUUGGAAUUCGUAUGUUUCAGCCCUCGACAAUUGUUUGAGCAACUUGGCCUGAGGUAUCCAGAAUUGGCAGUCCGCCUUGCAUAUGAGCAGAAAUGUUCCCCGCGCGCUAAUCUAGCACAACUGGUCAAAACAUCUGCUCAAACUACACAGUGCACGAGCCGUUUCCUCGCCUUUCAAAAAGAGUAUGCUUCGACAGAGCCAUUAUCGUUUCGGCAGACGUGGGCCGGGUUUGAAAUGGGCGCAACAAGAGGGCUGGAUCCGAGAAUCUCGGAGAUCAUCUUGGAUUUUCAUCUUAAACUUCGCAAGGGAGCUGCUGGCUUGCCUGUCAGGAUGUUUUUGCCUCCCCUGCUGGAGCGUCCCACGUCCAAAAGUGCAUGGGAUCAGAGCACCGCCAUACGGCAGCUGGCGUAUUCGCUUCUGAGUUAUUGCACCGACAACGAAAUCAUGGUCUCAAGCGUUCAGGAAUAUCGACGAGUACAGAAUCUCAAUUGCACCGGCAGGAGGGUGGAGCUCAUGCAGCAGAAAGUUGCGGAGCAAUAUAUGCACCAAGUUUUGCUAUGCGCAGCAGAGCUAGAGACUCUCUCCAGUGACCUCUGCGAUUUGUUUUGGAUCGGCCUGGCCAUUCUAUUGGAUAAGGUGGAAUCUCAAAGACAGGACACAGCGUCUACCGCGGAGCAGCUCCAUCGUUUUCUGAGAAGCCAGGAGUCGGUGCAGCCGAACGAAGGCGCUUCGUGGAUGGUCGUUCAUGGCACAGCACAAUUGCACGGGGCGCUGUAUUCGUUGAGAAUACUGCAGCAGGUUCUGCUUGUCGUCGGUGACUCCCAGAUGGACCAGGCAUUUCCUUUGGAAAAGACGCGUGCUUUGUUGUCCAGAAUCACGCCAUUAGAGCGAUACCCUCAGACCGCUGAAAUGGUGCAGAUUGCCCAAAAACUUCAGGACAUGGGCAUGAAUAAUCUCAUCGACAGCAUCUGCGCGAAGCUUCCGGACGCAAACCAUGGCCCCGAAAAAGCUUGA